CCGCGCAGCUGGAGCGACCAAGCGGUGCCAGGCCAGGUGUGCGCGUCCGUCGGUCCUUCCGUGCCCGCGCCGGAGACCAGCCCCGGAGGCCGCCCGGGCCCGUCCCUGUGCCCGGCACCAUGAAGCAGGAGUCCGCAGCCCAGAACAGCCCGCCUGCCUUGCCGCCCCCCUCGCCGCCCACGCAGGCCCCCCGGGACCACGGCGACCCCCAAGCCCUGUGGAUUUUCGGGUACGGCUCCCUGGUUUGGAGGCCCGACUUCGCAUACAGCGACAGCCGUGUGGGCUUCGUGCGUGGCUAUAGCCGCCGCUUCUGGCAGGGAGACACCUUCCAUCGGGGCAACGACAAGAUGCCUGGCCGUGUGGUGACCCUCCUUGAAGAUCAUGAGGGCUGCACUUGGGGCGUGGCAUACCAGGUGCGAGGUGAGCAGGUGAGCGAGGCCCUGAAGUACCUGAACGUGCGGGAGGCAGUGCUCGGCAGCUAUGAUACCAAGGAGGUCACCUUCUACCCCCAAGAUACUCCUGACCAACCCCUCAAGGCAUUGGCCUACGUGGCCACCCCGCAGAACCCUGGUUACCUGGGCCCUGCACCCGAAGAGGCCAUCGCUACACAGAUCCUGGCCUGCCGCGGCUUCUCCGGCCACAACCUCGAGUACUUGCUGCGCCUGGCGGACUUCAUGCAGCUCUGUGGGCCCCAGGCACAGGACGAGCACCUGGCAGCCAUUGUGGACGCUGUGGGCACCAUGCUUCCCUGCUUCUGCCCCACAGAGCAGGCUUUGGCACUGGUCUGAGGGGCUGAGCUCCUGCAGGGAGUGCCUAUGUGGACGUGGGGGCCAGGUCCCCACUCCACUGCACACAGACAGACUUGAUACAGCUGGAGCCAGCUGAGAGGACUCGGUGGGCGGCCUGGGGCUUCUCUCUGCAGGCCUCUGCCUGUCCACCAGCCUCCGGCUCUCCUGCGUGACACUACUUCCUACUUGAAACUUUAUUUAUUACACCACGUUGAUGUGGUGGGCAAGGUGGGGGGUCUGCCCUGGACAUAGGGGCCCUGCUGAGCGGUGCCCCACCCCAGGCGCUUGGGGCCUGACCAGACUCCCCCCAGUGCUGCUGCUAACCCUAUACCACCCAGGCCUCCACCUCCCUAGGGAGCCUCCAACACCCUUGACCCUCUGCCCCUCACCCCCAGGCCCACCAUUCCCUAGCCCUGGAAAUACCACCUUCGACAGGUCGCAACCUGCUGGGGAGGGACAGGAGGGAGUGAGGAGAGGGUACCCUACAAGAACUGAGGCCCCUGCUAGCCCUGCUCAUCCCCCAGGUCCCCGGGGCAGAGCUGGAUCUGGAGUCCAGACACAGCUGCUCAGGCUGGGCCUGGGCCGCUCACCCAUUUGGCUUUGUUUCCUUGUCUGUCUGCCUGCCUGCCUGUCUGUUGGUCUGUUCCUGGGAAGCUUGUCACUACAGGCACUGUCGUCUUCCCAGUCUGUCCCAGACUAUUUAUUAUCCAUAAACUGAUCUCUUAUUA
This is a messenger RNA of Diceros bicornis minor, 1516 nucleotides long. RefSeq names its product ChaC glutathione specific gamma-glutamylcyclotransferase 1 (gene CHAC1). The transcript is spliced from 3 exons. Gene Ontology annotation, biological process: glutathione catabolic process. Gene Ontology annotation, cellular component: cytoplasm. Lineage: Eukaryota; Metazoa; Chordata; Mammalia; Perissodactyla; Rhinocerotidae. The record is from RefSeq and is a predicted model, not a curated record. Gene Ontology annotation, molecular function: glutathione specific gamma-glutamylcyclotransferase activity; gamma-glutamylcyclotransferase activity. Bases 120 to 788 code for a protein of 222 amino acids.